Messenger RNA from Cadophora gregata, 2960 nucleotides. RefSeq lists its product as uncharacterized. Gene Ontology annotation, biological process: fungal-type cell wall (1->3)-beta-D-glucan biosynthetic process. Gene Ontology annotation, molecular function: 1,3-beta-glucanosyltransferase activity. The record is from RefSeq and is a predicted model, not a curated record. Gene Ontology annotation, cellular component: fungal-type cell wall; cytoplasm. NCBI's taxonomy places the organism in Eukaryota, Fungi, Ascomycota, Leotiomycetes, Helotiales, Ploettnerulaceae. The coding region runs from base 1032 to 2408 and encodes 458 amino acids. The transcript has 4 exons.
CAUCAUCCAUCAACCAUCAACCAACUUCUCCUGCCAACUUCCAACUUUCUCUCAUGAAUAUCAUCCUAAUACCAACAACGUCACAUACUCCCCUCAUCUAUCUUCAUUCCGCCCUCAUUUUUGCAACAAAUAGAUGAAAUCCUCCUUCCCCUCAUGAUCAUUACCACCCCUUUAAAUCAAGCUCUUAUCGUCGUGCCUCUAACCCGCAGCUCUCCCCCCUCUAAAUUGGCAACUCACAUCGUAUUGUCCAUCACCCUUGUAUUUAUCGUCCCUUCUAUCAAUCAAGGAAACCAACAUCCAACCAACUCUCCACCCAACCACGAGCUGCACAUCUUCAUGAUCCCAGGAUCAAGCUCCUACACAAGCUCUAGUGGAUCCAUUGCCAACGGCUUGAAUGCAGGCAAGGUUGCAUUAGACUCGGAAGAAUGUAAAAUGUGGAGCUGGAUAAGGGAGACAGAUAGGUUGAUAGAGAUGAUCUUCACGAUGCAGGUUGGUAGGUCCAUUUACUUGGAAGUGACAGGUACGUGGGUAGUAAGUGAUAAGCUAAGCAACGUCCCGCGUGAGGUCUGAUUUUGAUUUUGAUUUUGUCUUUCGAAGUUUCUCUUGUUUUGAUUUGCUUUGUUAUUGUUGUUGUUGUCCUCCCCUUCAAAUGCUAGUUCACUUCAAUUCAGGCCGCGCUUUCCUGUCCUCGCGUCAACAGAGCUCGUGAAUAUCAAGGCACAAGACAAUCAAACCUCGACUUGCGAUCCUCCACGUCGAAUUCACCCAACAGAACCCUUGUGUAAAAUAUUAAUUUUGCAUUUGCAUUGCAUUGCUUUGGAAUAUUUUUUGUGCAGCAUCUUCUACGCUUUGGCUUGUACUGCGUCUGCAUCGCUUUGUAAACAAACCUCUGGUCCUCCGUCCACACAAACCUCAAUUGGAGCUCUAGUUCAGCAACCACACUCGCUCUGGAAGCAUCAAUAAAGCUGUAUUCGACCUGGAAAUCCUCUCAAUUGCGACACUCGCUCCCAAAGCAUUGAUAGAUCUCCAGCAUGUUUAAGCAAUUCCUGGCAAUCGCAUUGGUUGGAUGCUUAGCUCUUCAAGCCUCAGCACUACCUACCAUCACCGUCAAGGGCGCAAAGUUCUUCGCAGGCGGCCAACAGUUCUUUCUCAAGGGCGUCGCUUAUCAAGGUACUCCAGCUGAUCCCCUCGUCGAUACCAACCAAUGCCAACUCGACGCCAAAUCCAUGCAAUCCAUUGGCACAAACUCAAUUCGAGUCUACCACGUUGAUCCAGAUGGCAACCACGAUGGCUGUAUGUCCGCCUUCAGCGACGCCGGAAUCUACAUCUGGUUGGACCUCGAUACCUUCGAAACCCAAAUCGUACAAGCCACACCAACAUGGACCAAAGAGCAAUUCUCCGCAUUCGCCAAGGUCAUGGACGAGUUCCAGCAAUAUGAUAAUUUGGGGGGAUUUUGGAUCGGAAACGAGGUCAUCAACAAUCUUGGAGGAUCGCCAUCUGCGCCAUAUAUCAAGGCUGCUGUCGCGGAUAUGAAGUCCUACAUGUCUGCCAAGAGCUAUCGCCAGGUUCCUAUCGGGUACUCUGCUGCUGAUAUCGCUGAACUUCGUCCUAUGUUGCAGAAUUAUCUGGCUUGUGGUGAGGCUGAUGAGGCUAUUGAUUUCUUUGGCCUCAAUUCAUAUGAAUGGUGUGGCACUGCUACAUAUGAAACUUCUGGUUAUGCUGGUCUUCAAGCUAUGACUGUUGGAUACAAUCUUCCUAUCUUCUUCUCGGAGACUGGUUGUAAUGUUGGUGGAGAACGUACUUUCAAUGAUCAGAGCGCCAUUUUUGGUCCCGAGAUGAUCGACACAUGGUCCGGCAGUAUCAUCUACGAAUGGGUUCAGGAGACAAACGACUACGGUAUCGUGGACUAUCCUAAUGGCGAAAUUUACAGCAGCACUCCAACUCCAAUCCAACCAGACUUUAACAACCUCGCAAAUGUUUGGAAGGAUAUCAAUCCAGUCGGAGUCUCCGAGGACAGCUAUAGCCCCACAUUCAGUCCACCAGCCUGCCCUGGUGCUACUGGUGGAUGGGCUGUCAAUGGUAACGUCCCACUUCCAAGACUGGACACAAACAUCAUCAAAUCAGUUGCUUCCGAAGUCCACACACAAAUCAAACCCAGUACAUCGAAUUCUCCCAGUCCGACUGCGGAGAACACAGGAACUUCUUCCCCUCCGUCACAGUCCUCACCCACUACUACGGGUGCCAGUCCCGCAGCUACAGAAUCCAAAUCUGCCGCCACGGCUUUGAGAGCCACUUCUCUUGGAGAGUGGGUCAAGCAUGUUGAUAACCUCGGCGGACACGGUGGAUUGAUCGGCUUACUUUUCGUGAGUAUCUCGCUCAUCCUCAUCACGGGCUCUUUUUUAUCCUGAUCUGGAGGACUGUGAGCCUCAAGAUUAAAGGGUGGAGAGAGGGGAGUGUUGGUUGGGGGUUUGAUGAUAGUUUACGUGAUAGGGAGGAGUGUUUGAGUACUAAUGAUGGAAAUGCCGAUUUUGAUUGUGGGGAUCUUGAUUGGAAUGGACGUGGUAAUGAGUGGCGGGGUGGUGAAUUGUCGGAUAUUGAGAAAGUUUUUAGGAAGGCGAGGUUGAGGAGGGAGAGGGUUGUCGAGAUGUGAUGCUGGGUAGUCUGGGGAGGGCUUGGAGGGGUUGGGGUAGUGUAGGACAUGGGGGUGGUAAGAAGGGAAAAGGGAAGGAAAGGGAGAGGAGGAAGAGAAUUAGAGAUGUGGAGUGGGCGAAUGCUUGUGAUUAAGUGAUUGAUGGGAAGGUCGAUCGAUCUUGAGCUGUCCGCUGCUUCGCUUCGUUGGAUUGUUUGCAUAGAUGAUAGAUGAUGAUGAUGAUGAUGAGACAUGGGAGAUCCAAAUAGAGGUAAUGAUAAUUAUUUUCCCAAUGGGUGGGCUAGUGAAGCUAUGUCUUGAAACAAGUGGU